AUGGAAAGGGAACAACAGCUCAAGAAGAAGUACGAGCAGCACCAAGUUCGCAUGAAGUUUGAGGUAGUACCACCAACUGCCCUCACUGAGGUGUACCAUCACAUUGAUGACUGUCUGCCCGCGACCAACAGCCUUGCCCCAAGGCGUGCACGAUCGUCUCGUGGUGUAGCAUUCGGCACCGACACACACAACCCGCACUGCCGUAGAUGUUCAAAGCAGUUUCCGUGCACACUAGUCCAGCUUUGCGACAACCUCAUCACGCAGACGGAAUGCGCCCCAGGACGAUGCAGCGCUAAUGAGCUUUGCCGAAAUCAAGCCAUUUCCAAGAAACUCUUCCCCCCCACAACAAUUGUUGAUGAUUCAAAGUUGACCCAUGCAUUGCGUGUCGAUGAAAGUGUCCCUGCAGGAACAAAAAUCAUCGAGUACGUGGGUGAACACAUCGGCAAAGAAGAGGUUGCAGCACGGAAGGAAAAGCGUCAUGGCGCGAAGGAUUGGUACAUCGUGCGCGUGGGCACCAACGGAGACUUGUACGUUGACGCCUCGAAGUUCGGUAACAACUCGCGGUUUAUCAAUCAUGCCUACGUUCCGAAUUGCCGCUUCGAGGUAUGGUAUGUAGACACUAAACCAAGACUCAUGGUGGUCGCGAACACUGCUCUCGAGCAAGGCACUAUAUUGACGCUCUCUUACAUGAACGCGGCCCUCGCCGCGUUGGAGCUCGUCGACUUCAUGGCAUCUGUGCACCAUGGCGAGCACAUCCUUACCACGGCGCAUCUGGUCACGUGGCUCAAGACGUACCAGCUUGAAUGGUUGGCUGAGUACAUGAGCUCCAAGCCGACCGACGAGCGCACGUACAAGUCACUGGUGCAAUGGUGCCUUCGUUUCGGCAACCCACAUGGCUACCACCAUCGUGUUCCUUACCUUGUGAAGUCCACCCAAGAGGAGCUUGCUGUAACCCAAGAGACGUUUGCUGCUGAUUUCGGCUCGACGUUUGGCCAUCUUCCCAAACACGCAUGA
Messenger RNA from Aphanomyces astaci, 1014 nucleotides. RefSeq lists its product as hypothetical. Gene Ontology annotation, molecular function: protein binding; histone H3K36 methyltransferase activity. Gene Ontology annotation, cellular component: nucleus; chromatin. The transcript has 2 exons. The record is from RefSeq and is a predicted model, not a curated record. Gene Ontology annotation, biological process: regulation of DNA-templated transcription. NCBI's taxonomy places the organism in Eukaryota, Oomycota, Saprolegniomycetes, Saprolegniales, Verrucalvaceae. The coding region runs from base 1 to 1014 and encodes 337 amino acids.